AUGUCUAAAAAAAUCUGUAUUUUGUAUGGAUCUGAAACAGGCAAUUCAGAAGAAUACGCAAUCUCCUUGUCGUAUAAAUUGUCAAGAUAUCACUUUCAACAUACUUUAGCAUCUCUCAAAGACUUUAAUCUACAGGAUCUCACAAAGUGUAGAUACCUGUUCAUUAUAUGUUCCACUACAGGCCAGGGUGAAUUACCCAGAAAUGCAAAAUGUUCGAAAUUAUGGAAUUUUAUGAAAAGAGGAGAUCUACCUAAUGACUUUUUAAACUAUAUAAAAAUCGGAUUUUUAGGCUUGGGUGAUUCUAGCUACCCUCAUUUCCAGUACGCAAUUAAGAAAUUACAUAAAAGAAUGGUAACCCAAUUGGGCGCAAUUGAAUUAUUCCCCAGAUUUGAAGCUGAUGAGGUGGGGUUGGCCGGGAGUGGUGGUGGUAGCGUUGAAGCGGUCUAUUUUGAAUAUGAAAAACAGGUUUUACAAAAAUUACUCCAGAAAUUCCCAACAAGAAAAAUAUUAGGUGAUCAAAAAAUUAAACGUGAGAUGAUUGAUGAUUCUGUAUAUUUAGAACCAAAACAUAUUUUAAGCAUCAGUACCACCACCAAUAAAAACGACACAAAGCCAAGGUUUUCAAAUAACGAAGUCUGUUUGGGGAAAGUCAUUAUGAAUAAACGGAUUACCGCCACAGAUCACUUUCAGGACGUGCGUCAAUUUAAAUUUGAAUGCGAGACAAAAUUUGAUCCUGGCGACACAGUGGGAAUUUAUCCUGUGAAUUCAGAUCUAACUGUUGAUGCAAUGCUAAAUGCACAACCUCAUUGGAUCAAUAUAGCUGAUAAACCAUUAGAGUUGAACAAUAUUCCGCCCACAUUAAGUGUAUUAUUACCACCAAACCAAGAGUUAACUUUAAGACAUUUGUUAAAAUACUAUUUUGAUAUUUGCAGCAUUCCAAAAAGAACUUUUUUCUUAAAGACAUUAUCAUUUUCUAUAGAUUCUUCUAGAUUAUCAGGUGGAGAAUCUCAACUUGAACAACAAAGAAAGAAACUAUUUGAAUUUGCUACAAAACAAGACAUGCAAGACCUAUACGAUUAUUGUAACAGGCCUAGAAGAUCAAUUUUAGAAGUUAUUCAAGAUUUUGGAUCUUUUGGAUUACCUUAUGAAUACAUUUUUGAUUUUUUCCCAAGCAUAAAACCAAGAUUCUAUUCCAUUUCAAAUUGCUACAAUGGCCAUGAAAUGGAAUUAACUGUUGCUAUUGUUAAGUAUAAAACAAUUUUGCAUAAGAUCCGAAAGGGGCUAUGUACUACGUAUUUGAAUGAUUUGAAAGAAAAUGCUUCUUAUGUAAGAUUUUUUGUUGAGCAUAAUAACUUAUUAGACAAAAUGGCAAACUAUCAAGAAAAACCAGUAAUAUUAAUUUCACCUGGUGUGGGAAUAGCUCCAGUUAAAUCAAUUAUAGAAUCCAAAAUUUUUUCCCAUAGACAAUCGCUAUUUUUCGGUUGUAGGGCCAAAACCAAGGACUAUUUAUAUGGAGAUAAAUUGGCAAACUUAGCUAAUUCUGGGGAAUUAAAGUUAUUUAUAUGUUUCUCUAGGGAUUUAACAAAUUCUCCCACUGCUAAGUAUGUACAAGAUAUGUUAUGGGAAAAUGGUGAAUAUGUUUAUGAUUUAAUUAAAAAUAAAAAUGCCUAUAUAUAUUUGUGUGGUUCCUCCGGUAAAAUGCCAAUUCAAGUUAGGUUAACGCUAGUUGAGAUUUUGAAAAAAUUUGGGGAACCUGCUAAUAUCAAAGAACCUGAAGCUUACUUAAAAUCAAUGGAAAAGAAUUAUAGAUAUUUACAAGAAACUUGGUAA
This is a messenger RNA of Saccharomycodes ludwigii, 1830 nucleotides long. It is a transcript of the gene TAH18, whose product is annotated as NAPDH-dependent diflavin reductase. Gene Ontology annotation, molecular function: NADPH-hemoprotein reductase activity; FMN binding; flavin adenine dinucleotide binding. Gene Ontology annotation, cellular component: cytosol. The transcript has a single exon. NCBI's taxonomy places the organism in Eukaryota, Fungi, Ascomycota, Saccharomycetes, Saccharomycodales, Saccharomycodaceae. Bases 1 to 1830 code for a protein of 609 amino acids. The record is from RefSeq and is a predicted model, not a curated record.